GCGACGUUCCCGGCAUGCUGCAGCUCCUUGGCCUCUCUUCACAGUGACGAUGGCGCCGGUGUACAGCAAGUACCUGACUGUCCGCAACUCCUCGGCGGCCGGGGCGGCGCUCGUCCUGCUGUACCUGCUCCGGAGGGGAGCGAGUAGGAAGAAAAAUGGGAAAACGCCAGUACAAAACAAUGAGAAAGAUGGAAAAAAGGAAAAAGCAGUGGUGGACCGACUUUUCUUUGCCAGGAUUGGCCGCAUCCUGAAAAUAUUAGUCCCUAAAACAUUCUGUAAAGAGAGCGGAUAUCUGACGCUGAUAGCGAUCAUGCUGGUUGCCCGCACGUACUGUGACAUUUGGAUGAUUCAGAAUGGCACUUUUAUUGAAAGCGGAAUCAUAAGCAGAAGUACAGCCGUUUUCAAGGAGCACUUUUUCCAGUAUAUUGCUGCAAUUCCACUGAUCUCAUUAGUGAAUAACUUCUUAAAAUUGGGCUUGAAUGAGCUGAAGUUGUGUUUCCGGGAACGGCUGACCAAGCACCUUUAUGAUGAAUAUCUGAAAUCCUUUACUUACUACAAAAUGGGCAACCUGGAUAACCGGAUAGCAAACGCUGAUCAGCUUCUUACGCAGGAUGUGGAGAAAUUCUGCAACAGUGUGGUGGACCUGUACUCCAACCUGAGCAAGCCAUUUUUGGACAUCGUCUUGUACAUCUUCAAGCUGACAAAUGCCAUUGGAGCUCAGGGGCCAGCAAGCAUGAUGGCUUAUUUGCUUGUCUCAGGACUUUUCCUUACACGCCUCAGGAGACCUAUUGGUAAAAUGACUAUUACUGAACAGAGAUAUGAAGGCGAAUACAGAUAUGUCAACUCACGGCUCAUUACCAAUAGUGAAGAAAUUGCCUUCUACAAUGGAAACAGAAGAGAAAAACUGACAAUUCACUCCGCUUUUCACAAACUGGUGGAUCACUUGCAUAAAUUUAUUUUCUUCCGGUUUUCCAUGGGCUUUGUAGAUGACAUUAUCGCCAAAUAUUUUGCAACAGUCGUUGGUUAUCUGGUUGUCAGCCGUCCAUUCCUUGCAAUAAAUCACACGCGACAUCUGACCAGUUCGCAUGCCGAACUCCUGGAGGAUUACUACCAGAGUGGAAGGAUGUUACUAAGAAUGUCUCAAGCUCUUGGAAGGAUUGUACUUGCAGGGCGUGAAAUGACCAGGCUGUCGGGAUUCACAGCCAGGAUUACAGAACUCAUGCAAGUCCUGAAAGAACUGAAUAAUGGCAAAUAUGAACGGACAAUGGUUUCUCAACAGGAUAGAGAGUCAGAAUCUGUUCCCAGCAUUCCCUUAAUUCCUGGAAGUGGAAAAGUUACCAACAUUGACAAUAUCAUUAAGUUUGAGCACGUCCCCCUAGCAACGCCAAAUGGUGAUCUUCUAAUCAGAGACCUUAAUUUUGAGGUGACGUCCGGUACCAAUGUUCUUGUCUGUGGGCCAAAUGGAUGCGGGAAGAGUUCCCUGUUCCGUGUAUUAGGAGAGUUAUGGCCUCUUUUUGGUGGAUCUCUUACAAAACCUGAACGGGGAAAACUAUUUUAUGUUCCUCAGAGACCAUAUAUGACUCUUGGGACAUUACGGGACCAAGUCAUUUAUCCAGACACGCAAGAAGAUCAGAAGCGUAAAGGCAUAUCCGAUAAGGUACUGAAGGAAUACCUUGAUAAUGUCCAGUUGGGGCAGAUUCUGGACCGUGAGGGUGGCUGGGAUAUUGUCCAGGAUUGGAUGGAUGUUCUCAGUGGAGGAGAGAAGCAAAGGAUGGCGAUGGCACGGUUAUUUUACCAUAAGCCUCAGUUUGCAAUCUUGGAUGAGUGCACAAGCGCGGUCAGUGUAGAUGUGGAAGAUUAUAUUUACAGCCACUGUAAGAAGGUUGGAAUAACCCUUUUCACUGUGUCACACAGAAAGUCCCUGUGGAAACACCAUAAGUACUACCUCCACAUGGAUGGACGAGGCAACUACGACUUCAAGCCAAUUACAGAUGAAACCAUUGAGUUUGGGUCUUAGAGCUCAUUAUUCAGAGCCAACUCGUGGCAAAACAAAGCUAUGACCUAGUUGUUUUUUUUUCUCUUCAGAUUUUUGCCUAAUUUUAAAUAAUUGGAGUCUAAUAGGUUUAUCUAAUCAUUAACACUACUGCACUAAAGUACAAUGAAUUCCUCUAUGAGGUUUAAAUCAGCAGAUCUGAUUGCGCUCUACAUAAAUCAAUUGCUCAGACUUUCUUGGCUAGUGACAGUUGUGUCCAGUUUCCAAGAAGGAGCGAAAGAUCCAUCUCUUAAGAAGGCCAUACACAUUAGAUAGAAGAUGGUUGAUGGUUGAACAGCAGUUGAAUAAACAAUCAUCUGGUAAACGUUCGUUUCGCAGUCACGUCCAUGUUGGCCCUUACAGUUGUUCAAAUUGUCCAUACCCAGUCAAUGAAAACGGACGAUGAACGAAAGAUCUUUCUGGGAAAGUCCUAUCAAAGAAAAAUGUUUCUUUGAAUGAAAGAUCUUUUAUCUGACCAUCAGACGAUAACAUUUAAACAUGGGCUAUUUCUCGAUAAUGGUCUCUUAUUGGUUGGCUAAAAUGAUCAUCCGUAAAUGUUCAUUUUAGCUUAAAUCUUCAGUUUUGAUUAACUUUAGACUAAUGUGUGUGGGCACCUCUAGGCCAGUUUUACAGGAGUGUCUUCAGUCUUGGAAGCACCCGGCUUCUGAUGGUAGCAUUUCCUAAGCCGAACACUGCUCCUUUUGAUUGAACUCACAGCAGCAUAACGAUUUAUGAUGCCGUGAGCUCCCGCCUGACCGCUGGUCUAGUGUAAAGUACUCACAUAAUGCUGUGAUUACUGUGCUCUUAGACCCGCAGUCAGGCAGGAAUCUUUAUGAUGCAGUGAGUUCAGAGUUCCGUCCUGGAAUUUUAACCAUCACAUGUAUCGUGUUUCCCGGACUGAACACACUGGUAUGAAAUUAGCCUUGGUCUUUUUCUUAAAGGUGUUAUCCAGAAUUUUCAUUUAAUUUCUAAUGGUACCCACGUUCAUGUGAUGAAGCGCUUUGGUGGUAAUAAUGUUGAAAAUAUGCCUACAGGGCCAACACUGUGCUUCCCGGUGUAAUUACGUUGCGGGCACUUCCUGGAUCACGUGCCGUACUUUCAGUGCUUGAACCGAGCCCGGUUACAACCUGCAAUGUACAGGAGUUACUGAGCAGUGCCAGAGGUUGCCUGACUGCGCAAGCCGAACCUACGUACAUCACAAAUGUGCAGCACGUGAUCCAGGAAGUGCCUGCAACAUAAUUACACCAGUGAGCACAGCACUGGCCAAGUAGGAGUAUUUUCAACAUUAUUCUUAAAGUGCUUAACACAUGAAGGUGUGGACCAUUAAGAAGUAAAACAUUGGGGAUAUCCCUCUUUAAGGACUAUGAGAAAGUAGUGUUAGCCUGUGCCCCACUUCGUCUCUAAACAUUGAUUGCACUGUAGCCUGGGACUAGAGACGUUUUUUUGUGAUUGCAGUAAAACACAUCCUCUUUGUAUUGUUUUCGAUUAAUCUCAGGUUAUAUAGAGAUAAUGCAGAAGAAAAUGGACAAGAUGCAAUUAAUUAUAGGAUUUACUAUGUAAUUUUUUUUUUUGUUAUAAUGAUGCCAAAAGCAUGACAGGGAUUCCAACCAAGGAACGUCACUGAAUGGCUAUUUCGCUGCCAGGCUGUAAUGUCUGCCACGCAGGCUGUGCAAAUCCCGGCCAGUGUCCUCGAAAGGCAGACAUAGAACACUUGUAUUCCAUUUAGUAGGUCUAGACUGAUAGUUCCUGUCUUUAAUUUUAUACGUAACAGGUUUACACGUCCCAUGUGCAGAUUUCAGUGUAUUUUCCAGAUACUUUCUAGGUGAUUAAUGAUAACCUUUUAAUUUAAGUUGGUAGCUAGGUGGAUGAGUUGUAUGCUGUGUACCUGGAGAUCACCGAGCGGGGUAAUAUACCCUUUUUGUAAAUGUGACUUGGAAGCCGAGAGCAUUAACUGGAUUUGUUUUUUAAAUGGGUUGUCCAGGUUCGGAGCUGACCCCUGACCUAUCCCCUUCUUCCCCCACUCAGCCCCUCUGUCAUGAGCUGUGUCGCGCAGGGCAAAGGCUUUUUUGUUUACAAGCCUAACCGCUAGGCGGAGGCAUCCACCUAGCAGUGUUCCCAGUGACGUCACCGACACUAAUGGGUAGGCUUUAGCGCUGCCUUAGCCUCUAAAGCCUGCCCAUUAGUGCCGGUGACAUCACCGAGCUCACUGCUAGGCCAAUGUCUCCGCCUAGCAGCUCCUAUGAAGAGCCUGGUAUGUGACCGGAUCUCCCGAAAAUUCCCUUGCCCUGUGCUAUUCAGUGCAGGGCAAGGGAGAUGCGCCGAUGCUCAUGUCAGAAGGGCUGCCUGGGUGAAGAAGGGGAUAUGUCUGGGUUCAGCUCUGAAUCUGCACAACCUCUUUAACAUUGGAAUAGCAUUUAUAAAGGCAUGCACUGAGUAAUGCAAUAAAUGGGAUCUGUGUAAAUCU
Messenger RNA from Bufo gargarizans (Asiatic toad), 4496 nucleotides. RefSeq names its product ATP binding cassette subfamily D member 3 (gene ABCD3). Gene Ontology annotation, biological process: peroxisome organization; fatty acid beta-oxidation; very long-chain fatty acid catabolic process. The coding region runs from base 50 to 2017 and encodes 655 amino acids. The transcript has 23 exons. Gene Ontology annotation, cellular component: peroxisome; peroxisomal membrane. Lineage: Eukaryota; Metazoa; Chordata; Amphibia; Anura; Bufonidae. Gene Ontology annotation, molecular function: long-chain fatty acid transmembrane transporter activity; ATP hydrolysis activity; ABC-type transporter activity. The record is from RefSeq and is a predicted model, not a curated record.